CGUUAUCCUGGAGAACAAAAAGAGCACGAGCGAGUAUGUAAACAAGUAAGCGCCUCGUCGAUUUGUAGUUUUUAAUGUCUGUGAAAACAUUCAUGAGGGAGGUUAAUCAACUCUGAACCAUGUCUGAAAUAUACAGGCGUGUAACUAAGGCAGAAGGCCUGGAGCUGUUCAUUAAUAAAUCGUCUGUAAGAAUAGUAUAUCACAGCUCGGUCCAGUAUUGUUUAAAGCAGAAAGCACCCAUGUAUUCCCGACGCUCCUCCAGAACACCAAAGCAUCUGAGCCCGAAGAAAGAAGUGACCCAGCACAGGAAGAGCAGUAAGAGACAGAAGAAGAUGGGGCUGAAGAAGAGCAAAGCAAGCGACAGUGAAGUAAACACAGACAAGAGGAGAGAUCUUGACCUCCUGGACAUUAUCGACCGUACGCAUGGGGAGAAAGGUUUGCUUGAGGAGCACGACAGAGAGUGUGUGGAGGUAACGAACAAAGGAGUGGACCAGUCUGAUGAAGAGUGUCUCUCAGUGAACAGCAGCAUAGAUUCUGGACCCUCCAUCCCCUUUAAGACCAGUCCCGAGAAAGACAGGCCCUCACAGAGCUUGUGCUCAGCCUGUCGGAAACUCCACUCAAAGGCAAAGAGGAUGAAAAGACCAAUUAAAGACAAACUCUUAGACAAUGAUCCAAAGUCCCUGACUUGUGACCAGUGGGUUCUGAUCAAGAGCUGGCAACCAAGCAGGCUGCCCAAUCCAAGAGGGAAGCUGUUACAUUAUUUAAAGCUGGUUAAAGGAAGACUUACAUUGUCGAGAGAGGGGGAAUCAUCAGCCUGCCCGAGGCCACACACAUUCCUCCAGAGGAACCUCAGACAGUGUGCCAGAGCGCCAGUGAAAAGAGUGACUAAGAAAAACAGGAAGAGGAAAAGAGAGGAUCCAUGGGGCUCACGUGCCACCAAGCAGAAGCGUAUCCGCAACAACAAUCAGCAUCAGCGAGUUGAUGCCGAUGCUGAUGCUGAUAUCAACGGUUAUCACCCGACCAGCGCUCUCAGCAGCAGUCCUGCUCUGGAGGGAGGCAGCGAUCAAGAAAUGGACACUGUGACUGUGGAGUUGAUUCCCUGCUCCCUCACUCUGGAGACCAUCACAGACGUCCCUGCAGAUCAGAACAAAGCGAGGAAAAAGGGCGGGUUCAGAGAUCUGCUGGCCCAGCUGAGGGGCAACAGCAGCAUGAUCGUUAAAGAAACAGGUUAUUAAAGACUUGUUUAAACUGCUGUAGUGUUAUGGAGGAUUGAUGCAGCCUAAGCUGCUGGUGUUUACAUUCAGUAUUUCUCCACCUUUGUUUCUGUUCUGGUCACGUCAUUAAAUACUUUACCUGAAAAACCUGAACUGCAAAAACUAAAAUCCGAGCAUUUUUAUUUUUCUGAUUUCUGGUUAGAAUGUGACACAUUUUGACAUUUAACUAAAGUCAGGAAAUACAUUUUAGUUCAAGGUAGAAGUCAAAAAUAAAGCCUGAACAUCAGGUAACAAGUGAAAGAAUCUUCCAGUGUGAUAUUGAUUUCUAGAAUCCUUGCUUCUGAAUGUGAUGUGUUCAGUGUGAUGGUUUCAUGCUAACAUUUUAGUUUUUGCAGUUUGAGUUUAUUAGAAAAGUUCAGCUGAAGUUUCUUUAAAGUGAAUUUUAUUUAUUUUUUGAUACAUUUCCAAAUAACCUUUAAAGUUCUGUACACUGAAGUUCUUGUGUCUGAAAGGUGUGUUGUUGUUCAAGAUUUUUAUUUACCACUUUAGACCCACGUGACAUUUCCAUCCUCACCUGAUGAAUCAUUUCCACUUACAGCUGUGUCACAAUUUAUUACAAUUCCUUUUUAAAAGCACGAGUCGACAACAUAGUGUCUUCAAACUAAAAAAUAUCACUUUUUUCCUUUUUCAUGCUGCGUCCUCUAAUGAUGCAUACACUGACUGAUUCACUCACAACAGACAAACCUGAACAAUCCUUCACUUGACACUGACACUAACCUUUGAAGUAGCAGCUCACAUCCCGAGUGUACAAGGUGAUUUAUUUGUGUAAAUAGAAGCGUAAGUUGUUUAUUUUUUGUUUUACUUACGCCAAAAAAACAAAGAUGUGCUGCGUAUAUUUAGUUGUUCAUGUGAAUUUUGGACACUUGUACCUCUGCAACAUAUAAAUAAAAAAUGUGUUUUAAAGAAUA
This is a messenger RNA of Notolabrus celidotus (New Zealand spotty), 2182 nucleotides long. RefSeq lists its product as uncharacterized. Bases 120 to 1235 code for a protein of 371 amino acids. The record is from RefSeq and is a predicted model, not a curated record. NCBI's taxonomy places the organism in Eukaryota, Metazoa, Chordata, Actinopteri, Labriformes, Labridae. The transcript has 6 exons.